Drechmeria coniospora is the source of this 666-nucleotide messenger RNA. RefSeq names its product iron sulfur cluster assembly protein 1. Bases 1 to 666 code for a protein of 221 amino acids. Gene Ontology annotation, biological process: intracellular iron ion homeostasis; iron-sulfur cluster assembly. NCBI's taxonomy places the organism in Eukaryota, Fungi, Ascomycota, Sordariomycetes, Hypocreales, Ophiocordycipitaceae. The transcript has 5 exons. The record is from RefSeq and is a predicted model, not a curated record. Gene Ontology annotation, cellular component: mitochondrial matrix; cytoplasm. Gene Ontology annotation, molecular function: ferrous iron binding; 2 iron, 2 sulfur cluster binding.
AUGUACAUGAAGCAAAAGGCAAUCUGGAAACUAUGCGUACUCCUCAAGUCGUUGUGGUCCGCACGAGUACGGAGCAUCGCCAUGCAGACACCGCUAUUUGCAAAAGACAUCGUUGCCUGCAUCAAGCCAUGUGCUCAAGUAGCCCUCCGAAAGGUCUCGCGCUUCGUACAUGGUGACGACGGAAAUCAAGCACACAUGGAGUCUCCUGUGCAUAGCCGGAAACAAUUCUGCUGGGUGCGCGCUGGCCGGUCGGCUGUUUCUCGACCGAGGAACCCCGGCUCCAUGGACAAGAGCGAUCCCUCCGUCGGCACCGGCCUGGUCGGCGCCCCGGCCUGCGGCGAUGUCAUGAAGCUCCAGAUCAAAGUCGACGAGAGCGGCACCAUCACCGACGCAAAGUUCAAGACCUUUGGCUGCGGUUCGGCCAUUGCCAGCUCCAGCUACCUGACUACGCUGGUCAAGGGCAUGCGUCUGGACGACGCCGCCAAGAUCCGCAACGUUGACAUUUCCAAAGAACUCUGCCUGCCCCCCGUGAAGCUGCAUUGCUCCAUGCUGGCCGAAGACGCCAUCAAGGCUGCCAUCGCCGAUUACCAUGGCAAGAACCCCCAGGCUAGCAUCUCCGACCUCGCCGGAACGAGCCGGAAACUGGAGAAGGAGAUGGCGGCCUGA